GACGUACAGUAGCCUACAUAUUCACUCGUUUUGUAUGACACAUAUUUAAUACGAUUGCAUAUUUAAGACGAUUGCUUAAUGCAAAACUAACUAAGCUGUUAAAUGUUUCCAUGUCGGCUGCUGGCUCCGACCUAUUCAGUCAUUUUUCGUCGAGGGCACAGUCGUAGUAUUAGUCUAAUAUUGGCACAGGGAGUGGGGGUAUCUCCUGUGUCAGCACAUUGGCUGUAAUAGCAGUCGCGCUUCGAUAUUCCGAGAAACCGUUUGAAGCAUUCUUCGCUCAUUGAAACGGCAGCACGAAGAGAGACGGACAAAAUAUAUAUUGGAAAAAGUCAUACGAGCGUAGACGAUACUUAACAGGUGUGCGCGCAGAGCGGGAAGAAGUGGGCGCGUGUUGGGAUGGGAGAGAAAAGGAGGUCGAGGGUAAUUCAAUAUAGUUCAAACAUCGUGCGUGCACUGUGAAUCUAGCACGUACAGGAGGCAGAAACAUGGCUUUGGCCAAGGUUGGAAUACAGCUGCAGUUUCUGCUGUACUCUGUGUCAAGCUUCUCAUCUAACAAUUUGGAUAACAUUAUUCCAACAGCCUUGGUCCCACCGGAUGCUCUGAAUAAAAUUGAACCAUGUUGCCUAGUGACUCCGCCUCCUCCACCCUUGUUCCCGCCCCCUCCCAGCGUCUGGAGACUAGGUCAAGUGUUCCCAGUAUCUUUGGAGCCACAGGGAGGUAGAGUAAAAGAUGAAGAGCCAGUGAUGCAGCAUUGUCUACCAGGACCUCCGGGUCUCCCUGGCCCUGUUGGACCACAGGGAAUUCCAGGAAUACAUGGACCCAAGGGAGAGAAGGGUGAUAUAGGUCGACCAGGAUCAAAGGGUCACUCUGGUCAGCCAGGUCUUCCUGGUAGGCAGGGUCCAAUAGGGUGGCCUGGGCCUGAGGGAACAAAAGGAGAGAAGGGUGACCCAGGGCUGAUGGGAAUGCCUGGCAUGAGAGGUCCAUCGGGUCCUAAGGGCCUGCCUGGAUACAAGGGAGAGAAGGGCUCACGGGGGUAUCAUGGAAGUCCAGGUGUAAAGGGAGACAAGGGUGAAAUAGGAAUGAAAGGGGAGCCUGGUGUUUCAGGGCAGCGUGGGCCUUCAGGACGACCAGGUAGAAGAGGCAAACAGGGAUCUAAAGGAGAGCCUGGUGCAGUUGGGUUCAUGGGUCCUUCUGGCCCUGUUGGACCCAGUGGACAUCCGGGACCCCCAGGAGCUCCUGCCUCAGGCCUGUAUGUGAUGGGUGAGAAAGGUGAGAAGGGGAUGCCUGGUGUUCCUGGACACUGCGAUUGCAGCCUGAACAACGCUGGGAGUGCAGGUUUGCAGCGCCGUGGCAAAUAUGACAAAGUCUCAGAGAUAUUUGUGGUGAACAGUGAGGAGGAUCUGAAACAGCUCCACUCAGAGAAUGCGCUCGCCUUCCGUAAGGAUCAGAGAUCGCUCUACUUUAAAGACACAGAUGGAUGGCAACCCAUUCAUCUGCUCAACUUCCAGUCGACAGAGAGGGUGAAGGGAGGGUGGGUAUGUGGGGAUGGAGUGGUGGAGCCUCAAAAUGGAGAGGAAUGCGAUGAUGGAAACAAGGUGGUCACAGAUGACUGUGUGGGCUGUAAGAAGGCCUUCUGUGGAGAUGGAUAUCGCCAUGAUGGAAUUGAAGAGUGUGAUGGGAAGGACUUUGGUUAUCAGACCUGCAAGACUUAUCUGCCAGGGACCUAUGGACUGCUGAGAUGUACUGAGUCCUGCUCUAUUGAUUCUACUGCCUGCAAGUUGUUUACCUGAGCCCCUCAAAACACCUCCCACCCUAUACACACAUGCAUUUGCUCUCAUACACACUCACACACACACACACACACACACACACACACACACAAGUGCUUUAGCAUGCACACAGUCAGGUAAUGAACAAAGAUAAUGAGAAUACUGAAAGAUGAUAAGAAUGCUGAAUGUAAAUGCUGUAUAUGAAUAUGUAUUCAUUUCUUUACUUCCAUUUAAUUUUUGUUACAGAAGCAUGUGUGUAUUUGUGAACACUGUGGAUUGCCUUUCAUGUUUUUGCUGCAGUCUAGCGAGAAUGUGACCUUUUGCAGUCAGCCAGCAUUCACUGAGAUGUGAUGUCACUGAAAGGUGAUGUCACUGAGAAGUGCUGUCAUUUCCACACUAUCGCUGUGCUGCAUGGAAGUCAAAGUGAAAUGUAUAUAAAUAUUUACAGCAAAAGAAUGUUUGACCAUCACAUGCACUUCCUGAUGUAUGAUAAUGUAGCUUGGGAACUAAGAAAGAAUGCUGUUUAUUUUCUCUCAUUUUUUAUAUAUAUAUAUAUAUAAAAAUUUCUGCAAGAGGAAUAAAAUGGUACUCUGCUA
This is a messenger RNA of Electrophorus electricus (electric eel), 2365 nucleotides long. RefSeq lists its product as uncharacterized. Gene Ontology annotation, biological process: extracellular matrix organization. NCBI's taxonomy places the organism in Eukaryota, Metazoa, Chordata, Actinopteri, Gymnotiformes, Gymnotidae. Gene Ontology annotation, molecular function: extracellular matrix structural constituent conferring tensile strength. The record is from RefSeq and is a predicted model, not a curated record.